GUGGCAUUGUCUUCAUAAUUACAGUUUCCUGUGCAUCACAUAUACAUAUAAUGGAGUCUAUCACAUUGAAGCGCAUUAGCAGCGCCUCUUGCUCUGCACGGGUUGUGGCUGGCGCGCGCAGCCGUCGCCUGGCAGCUGCGGCUGUCCAACAGAAUGUGAAGGAGGUCACUACCUCAACGAGUGCUGGCGCACUGGAGGAUAUUUACAUUGGCUUUGAGAAGGAGGACGGCUACGGCUCUCGUGAGGGACGCACGGGCCGCAUCAUCCGGGAUGACCCCCGCAAGUAUCCCAGCCGUGAUGAGUGGGGCACGGGUGGCUGGGCUGGCGGAGAAGCCGGCCUGUGGAAGCUGAGGGAGCAAGUGCAGAAGGAGAAGCCGGCAAAGCAGCCGACUAAGACUCCUCCCAAGGCCACCGGAAUGCCGGUUACGGCGAAUCCGCCCCCUGGAAAGGCGGCCAUUUACGUCGGCUUCAACAAGGACGAGCUGGACCUCAGGAAGACUGGCGCCAAGGGCCGUGUCGUUAUUGACGGUAAGUUUCUGCUGGCUGUAUUCCUGUUAAAGCUGGAACUGCUGCUCUACUGGAACCCCAUCAUUACCGGAAUGCCCCUCGUGGCCAUAAUCGCAGACCCCCGCAAGUACCCCGGCAAGGAUGACAUCGGUCCCUUGGCCGGCGUCGCCGGCGGCUUUGCUGGUGGCGAGGCUGGCCUGAAGCAGUUCGUGGCGACUGGUGAUGUUAAGCUUCGCAAGCCAGGCGAGCCUGGCCCGAAGCAAUUCUCCCCCUUAACCCUCGCCGGUGUGGUUGCUCUGGCUGGCGCUGUGGGGGGCAUCGUCCUUGACCUGGUGACCAACGCGGGUGAGAACGCUGUGACCAGAGGACUACUGCAGGCGCCAAUUGAUAAAAACACGAAGCUGCUCAUCGGAGCUGCUUUGGGGCUGGUGGGAGUCUCUGGGCUAAUUAUAGCAGCAACAGCGACAGUUCGCUCCUUACAAGAGAAAAUCCAGGAGACAGCAAAGGACGCCAUAGUUUCAGCGGCAUUUAUAUUUGUGGUGUUCCUUGUGGCAAAGGGUAUCUUGGAAGACUUCUGAUGCUUCUGGGAAAUAUGUAUCGGGUAAUUAUUGCAUAGAGGCGCUGAUUGCCUGCAUACCUCGUCCGUGAGAAUUUAGCAGGCCUUUGCACCCAUCCCUGGACGUUCCUACGUGCAAUUUUGGGAUUUUGGAUACAUUGACGCUGCGACGCGGGUUGAUAUACGAGGGUUGUCAGUGAGCGGGCGUUAUGCGCGGGGUGUACCCGCGGAAUGCUGAGUAUCGAGAGCUCUUGUGCCGGGUGGGUACUUCCUCGCCCCACAUGGCAUGCUGUGAGUGGGUCCAUGCGCUGUUAGACAGCCUUAUUACUUAUUGGUUUAAAGGACGUGCAUAUUGCUGUACUCUUUUUGGAAGAGAUUGAAAGAGCUGUGGAAGAGUGCGAUUCCUUGAGAGAGCAUAAUGUUGUUGAGAUUUCGUCUGAUUGUUUGUGACGAAGGAGUGGCGCACUGAUCUAGCGGUAGGGGGCUUCGCCCUGCGUGGUGGGGCUCCACUGCGAUGCAUGUCCUCGUUAACAGACGAUGCUGAUGACGACUGUUCGAAGUGUUGUGUGGUCAUGGAAAAAACCUCGAUAAGGCGACAAGGAAGAGAUUUGAUCCACCUGCGUUGAUAGGGACUGACAUCAAAGCGGCAGCAAGCCAUGGAAAUUCAACUGAGCUUGUCAACCCGAGCGUGGUCAC
This is a messenger RNA of Volvox carteri f. nagariensis, 1759 nucleotides long. RefSeq lists its product as uncharacterized. Bases 51 to 1085 code for a protein of 344 amino acids. The record is from RefSeq and is a predicted model, not a curated record. Lineage: Eukaryota; Viridiplantae; Chlorophyta; Chlorophyceae; Chlamydomonadales; Volvocaceae. The transcript is spliced from 6 exons.